This is a messenger RNA of Paramecium pentaurelia, 441 nucleotides long. The record is from the annotation of a GenBank genome assembly. NCBI's taxonomy places the organism in Eukaryota, Ciliophora, Oligohymenophorea, Peniculida, Parameciidae.
AUGCUAACAAUCAAAGAUUGUUAUAAAGUGAACUAUUUUAAUAAUUUACUAGAAUAUUUGGAAGAUCAGGUAGAAGAGGAGUUAUACCCUUAAAAGUUACUUCCAUAGAGGCCAAUACAAGGCUUAGAUGGUGAUGUUGUUGGCGAAAAAGAUUUAGUUUUUCGAGUUUCUUCAGAAACCACCACAAUUAAAAUCAGAACUAAAUCUCCUAUUUAUUUUAAUUUAAAGCGGUCAAAUAGCAGAAAAGGUAGUUUUAGAGCAACUUAAGCUUAUCUCUUCCCCAGUUUUUUUCUAUCUGUCAAGUUUUUAAAUGAUUUUAUCAGAUAAAAAAAGAAUUAAAGAAAAUAGGCUUCUGGGAAAGGCCAUAAGCUUGCCUCCUAAUAAUAUUUACCCAGAGAUUUCAAGCAAGUAGUAAUUCAAACCAAUAAAUAUAUUAAGUGA